Messenger RNA from Macrobrachium nipponense, 4386 nucleotides. RefSeq names its product probable peptidoglycan muropeptide transporter SLC46. The record is from RefSeq and is a predicted model, not a curated record. Gene Ontology annotation, cellular component: membrane. The transcript has 7 exons. Gene Ontology annotation, molecular function: transmembrane transporter activity. Bases 295 to 2373 code for a protein of 692 amino acids. Gene Ontology annotation, biological process: transmembrane transport. NCBI's taxonomy places the organism in Eukaryota, Metazoa, Arthropoda, Malacostraca, Decapoda, Palaemonidae.
GGGUCCUCAUUCAGUCUUAGGACUCCGUUGGGGGAAUAAUCUUGGAUGCGUCUCCUCUCUCUCCCUCUUGCGAAGACCACAUGAGCCGACACUUCUCGGGACUAAGUGACACGAGUGAGAGAGAAAGAGAGAAAGAGAGAGAGAGAAAAGGGGGCAGAGGGGGAGACCUGUAUAUGCGCUGAAGCAGUUGCGCAGUUGCGCGGACUAUUAUACGCGAGGCUAUUUCGUAAAUCUCAACUCUGACCGAGGUUUACUGAGGUUCAGCACUGCACCUGAGGAACACCGGAAUCUGCCAUGAAGCCGCCCGCUACUAAACAUGUCAAAAGCGCGUCUCAGGUGCCCCCGUCUAAGGAAACGGAGCCGCCAACGAGGAAAUGGGAGUGCCCCGGGGGUGGGGGCAUGGCCAACCCGGCCCUCCUGUGGGCCCUGUGGCUGAAGCUGAAGCUGGUCGCGUCCUUCAUCUCCCUGGAGCCCAUCAUGCUCCUGGACGGCAUCGCCUUCUCCGUCAUCAUCGUCUUCGUGGAGAACCUCCAGAUGGACAAGAUCUGCACCGUCAACUUGAACUUCACUGAGGAGGUUUGCAACGACAUCUCCCAGUACCAGGAGGAGAACCUGCUGGUGCAGCAGUCCUUCAGCGUCUUCGGGAUGUACAAUGGCAUCAUCAUGGCCUUCCUGCCGCUCUUCUUCAUCCUCUUCAUGGGCGCCUGGAGCGACAAGUACGGCAGGAAGGUGCCCAUCGUCGUCGCGACCAUCGGCCACCUCUUCUGGUCUCUGGGCUACCUCGUCAAUUCCAUGGUACCCUCCUGGCCCGUCGAGUUCCUGCUCCUGGCCGCACUCUGCGACUCCCUCGGAGGGGGCACCGUUUCCUUCAUCACGGCCACCAACGCCUACCUCAGCGACGUCACUUCGGAGGAGUCGCGGACGUCGAGGGUCGGCCUGGCCAACAGCAUCUGGUUCCUGGGCGGGCCGAUCGGCACGCUGCUGGGUACCUACAUCUACAAGUACGGUGGGUACCAGGUGCUCUUCGGCACGGCGGCUGCCAUGUACGUUCUCGCCCUGACCUACCUGUUCUUCCUGCCGGAGAGCCACGGGCCCUUCGCCAAAAAGAAGAAGGAGGCGUCUAGCGAUGGCGACGAUACGGACGUGGCGCCGGUGCCCACCGUCUCCUUCAAAUUGCCGGCGAAGAUCGAAGACCCGACGAAGGAGAUCUCCAUGUGGAAGAUGGCCAAGGACUUCUUCAGCUACGACAGGAUCCUCGACUCCUUCCGCUGCACCUUCAAGGCGAGGGGAGGGAUGGUGAGGGCAUUCAUCAUCCUCCUCAUUUUCUGCAAUCUCCUGCGACGUCUGGGGAGAGGGGCCUACAUGUACCUCUUCACUAGGCGGGUUCUGGCCUGGAAAGCGACCGACUACGGACUCUGGGUUACUUACAAGAACUUUUUGGCCGCUUUGGGCUCUUUGGUCAUGGUGCCCCUGCUGUCCACUGGAAUGGGAAUUUCCGACAACUAUCUCGCCAUCCUAGGAGCGUCAGCCAGCAUCCUCGAUUACAUCCUUUAUGGUCUAGUGUCCGUAGACUCCUAUUUCCUCGUCUGGAUAGCUCCGUGUGUUGCCCUGUUGGUGAACUCCUGCUCCAUCGCAAUCCGCUCCAUGUUGUCCAAGUUUGUCACCGGAGACGAAUUGGGAAAAGUGUCAGCUGUCAUGGGUGCCCUCGACGGCGUCAUGCCCAUGAUCAGUUUCUCCUUGUACACCUCGGUGUACCAUGCGACCGUCCACACCUUCCCAGGGGCGCAGUUCUUCUUCGGGGCCAGUGCCAACAUCCUCAUGACCGUCUUCUUCAUAGUCAUCAUCAUGUCGACUUCGACGAAGAGCUACAGCAUCGAUGACCUGGACGGGCCCACCGAGGGCACGGACGCCGUCAGGCCGACGGCGCUGCGCUUGUACGACAACGACCUCCGCCACAGGGCCACGCUGUCGCCCAGCGACGAAAAGGAGAGGAAAAAUACCAUGAGGUCGUCGGUCAUCUUGUCCGGCGUCAACUUCCACUUGGGUACUCCGCAGCCCAAGAAGAAACUGGCGCUGCCAACUCACGGAAAGAGUAUGAGCACCAUCCUCAUCAAGGCCAAGGAGGAUCAGGCGCACGCCGAGAACGAGAUCUCGCAGCAACUGCAGAGAAAACUGGCGGUGUUAAAGGCCCCUCCCCCUGCGGGUCGGAAUGGCUCGCUCAGGGGCGUAGAUAAUCUAGCUUAUGCGGAGACUGAGAACGGACCUCAGGUGAAAGCUGGAGCUGAGAAAAACGAGCAAUUAGAGGUGAUCUUGACCGUUCAGGAAUUGCCUGCUAACGAUCGUGACGAGACGGACAGUGCUAGACUCAACUGACGUGUCUCUCUCAUUGUCUCUCUCUCUCUCUGCUGGUUUAGCGGACGAUAUUUUCGAAAAAAAGAAAAAAAGUGAGAAUAGAGUAAGGAGCAUCGUAAUUCCUAUUUAUGGUUCACGUGACGUUUAGGUACUCUGUGAUAGACAGCCAGCCCCAUAACACAAGCGGUGCGUUCUAGUACCGCGGACAGUGUGAUAUAAGGUUAAGUUUAAUUAAGUACCUCUGAUGUCCAAACUCUGUACGUCUCCUCUGUAGUAGAACUGCAGCUGCAGUCUGGAACAGUGACGCAACUCAUAUAUUCAAGUACCUCAUUAUAUCAUCUCUAAUAAUCUCUGUGUGUGUGUACUAACUACCCAUGAGAUUGACGAGAUCUCUAGGAGAAUUGUUGCUUCUCUCAUCAUCAAUGAAUGACAAAGUAUUUUAUAUUUAUAGAUUAAUUAUAUUGAAUUUCUUAUACUCAAGCUUAUAGGUCAAAAUUAAUCAGCUUUUCCUUUGCUUUGCCAAAGCUAAAUCCUUUUUUUUUGGGGGGGGGGGGUGGUUGGUUGUCCCUGUUUAUAUGGCGGUAGCUGAAUUAGCGGGUGUCUAAAUGAGAUGGUUUUGUGCUUGCUUCGUAGUUGAUUCUAACCCCCUUCUCUGAGAAGCUUACUAAUGUGCUUUUGUUAUAUAUACUUGUUAAAUGCGCAAUUCGAUUUUUUGGUAUGAAAUGGAGUAGAAACUCCCCGUGACAUGAUUCACGUUCCAGAUUUUCUGUUAUUUGUCCAGAUGCCCUGGAAACCUAUUUAGUUUCUGGCAGAGAUGUUGCCAGUUACUUUUUAUCAGUGAGGUAAUCACAAAGCUAUGAAAAACAACUUCUCAGUGAAUGGAGCCAUGACAUGAUCAACAACUGCAAUUGCCUUAAAUACGAAAUAUCAGGAAUACCAGGAGUUCCCUGGAAAAAUCUGGAAGUAUUGACUCGAGGUCCGAUUGCAUUCGCAAAUCAUCCAGAGAAGCGAGAAUGAUAACAGUUGCCUUUGCAUCUGUGUGUGUGUGUAGAAACACCGAGUUUGCAUAAUGUCGGCAUCACUAUCAAAAUAGUGUAGAUGCGUCAUCCUGACAGGUAUGGCAAGAAUGUAACUCAUAGGCCUAACAUCCACUUGGUAUACAUGCACGAGUUUUUUUUUAUCAAUGAACACCCUUUCCCCACAUGCAUGUAUCACAUUCAUACCUUACAAAUCCAGAGAUGUCACAAUCUGUCUCUUGGGUUUUUGUAGCUUGAUUAACAUCUCUCUCUUCCUGUACAACAACCUUCUUAGUAACCCUUUUAGUAACACUAUCCACUAAGAAGCAAAAAAAGGCAUUAGUCCUUCAGAGUCUGAACGAUUAUCGACAGCCAAGCAUUUCGCAACAGGCCUCACAAAAGCACAAGCAUCCAGGAAGUGCAGAUCGUCAUCUCAGAAAGGACCUGAAGGAAAUUGUCUUUUUUUCUUUUUAAUGUCCUAAACUGUGUACAUUUGGCUGCAACUGCAAUCAGUCCACCUUGUCACUUGAACUGCAAGCUGUUUGUUCGAGGUGUUCCUUUGGGGGAAAUAAAGGUGUAGAAUUGGUAUUACCCAUAUUUGGGACCGAGACACUUGCGUGCCCGGUCCUGUUAUUGCCAAAUGUGCCAGUAUCAUUUGCAGAUAAUACUGUCUUUUCUAGUUUUGCCAGUUUUUUUCUAUUUUUUUGUUCUUCUAGGUAUAAUGACUAAACCCAAAGUGAAUCACCAAAGUCUAGUCAGUGGUUAAACCUUUAGACAAUUCUCAAGAUGAAAGGAAAACGGAGUUUGUAGACUGAUGAUUUUGUUAGUGCAAAUAAGUCUCUCUCUCUCUCUCUCUCUCUUCUCUCUCUCUCUCUCUUAAAUACUAUUUAGGCAAUCAACAGAUUUCUACAAAAUACCUUCUUUUUUUUUACCCUUCAUUCUGUAGUUGUAAGCAGUAAGUCGUGUAAUGACGUUCAGUCAAUUUGUAACUUUUGUAUCAAAUAAAAAUAAAUAGCAA